AUGUCCGCCGUCAUCAGCGCCGCACGCUCGGCCAUACGCAGCGUCACCGGCACCGAGCGAUCCAGCUUCGCGCGCCUUCGCGCGCCUGAUUCGCUCGAUCCUCGGUACGACCAGGGCGGGGAGGAUGCGGAUACUCCGUGGUGGCGGACGCCGUUCCUGGAGGUGCCCGCGACCGAGCGGAGGCGCGGCCCGACGAGAGACCGCGGUCGCGACGACAACGACGACAUAGGCAUAGACGACGACACGGACGAUAGGUUCUACGUCGGGGACGAUCCGCUGUGGCCGACGCUGUCGCACGUCGUGCUGAUGUCCUUCGCGCUUCGUCAGAUGGUCCGAGCGCUCGAGCGGCACCACGACGGCGAGAAGCUCGGGGAAUCGUGCGUGUGCAACAUGACCGUGUCGCAGCUGCGUCAGUGCGCGGAGGAUGCAGUGGAGAAAGCGGUGAAGGAGGUGGGCAAGUACGAGCUAAAGCGCGUGGGGACCGAGCCGAAGCCGCCCAAUCCGGAUGAGUUUCCAAAUUACGUCCACAUCAAGCAUGUCGCAAAGGCGCCUGCAGACCGGCCAAAAUCGGAGGGUGCCCUGGAGUGCGAUAUGCAACACGUGGACUUCAUCGGUGACGACCUACUGGACGUGCUGCGGCGGAGGAAGUGGUGGGAUAGGCGGGCGAAGAAGCGGCUCAAGAUGGUGACGGCGGUAAGCUACUGGCGCACGGGUAAGCCGCUUAAGGUGAUACGGGAAGAGCUGAUACGCUCGGAGCAGAAAGCGGCGAUUUCCGCGAAGAAGAACGGGACCCCGCCGCCGCCUACAGUUUUUGGCACCAGGGAGGAGGUUCAGGCGCUGAUGCCCAAGGUGAACGAUAAGCGCGAGGAUCAGAAGGUGUCGCCGGAGGAGAACCUGGCGGGAGAGGUCAUCUUACUGCAUCCGGAGGAACACGAGAUGCGGUUCUUGGAGUUGAUGAUCCACGCGCUGCUUCGCUUCGACGUGCACCUGGCGAGCACGAAAUACCACGUCAACAUGCAGAUCGACUACGACGAGGACAACAACAUUGUGACGGACAGCAGUGGCCGCGAGUACGGCUGCGUGGACUCGUGCGCCAUCUCUUGA
Messenger RNA from Micromonas commoda, 1104 nucleotides. RefSeq lists its product with no specific name. The record is from RefSeq and is a predicted model, not a curated record. The transcript has 2 exons. The coding region runs from base 1 to 1104 and encodes 367 amino acids. Lineage: Eukaryota; Viridiplantae; Chlorophyta; Mamiellophyceae; Mamiellales; Mamiellaceae.